CACUUUCACUAAUUUUUAAGCUUAUUAUUAAUUAUUAAUUUAUUACCAUGUUCGUUCUUUCUCGUCUUCUCGAACACCGCGUUCCAGUCUUUUAGAUAAAGUUUCCUCCGUUAUCUUUCACGCGCCAACACUUCCGUUCGUUUUCUCUUCCAUUUUUCUCAGGAAACAAUCAGCUAAUCCCAAAAUCAAGACUUUACCUACAUUUUCCCCAGUCUCUGUGUGUUUACCCAAAUUUCACCUGAACAAUCACAAUCCACCAAGCAUUUUUCCCAUCACCGGAAACCCUAGUCUCCUUCAGAUCUCCUUGUUCUCGCUCAUUGCUAGAGCUUAGAUCUGCAGAUUCGGUCCCAUGAGUCGCUACGAUUCAAAUCCUUUCGAAGAAGAAGAGGUCAAUCCCUUUGCGGACCAGGCAGGUCGAGGGAAAGGAUCAGGGCAAUCAAAUUAUGGUGGAGGUGCUUUUUAUAUGACAAACCCUGGGAAUGUCCCCCCUGCAACUUCAAGACUUUCACCCCUACCUCCUGAACCUUAUGAUCGUGGUGCAACAAUUGAUAUUCCUCUUGAUAAUGCAAAGGAUUUGAAAGCAAAGGAGAAAGAACUUCAAGCUAAAGAGGCUGAAUUAAGAAAGAGGGAACAGGAACUAAAACGGAAAGAAGAUGCUAUUCAACGAGCUGGAAUUGUUAUAGAGGAGAAGAAUUGGCCACCAUUUUUUCCGAUUAUCCACCAUGACAUUGCAAAUGAAAUACCAAUUCAUCUACAGAGGAUUCAGUAUGUUGCAUUUACAACAUUCUUGGGUUUGUUUGUGUGCCUUCUGUGGAAUAUCAUAGCUGUUUCGACAGCCUGGAUCAAAGGAGAAGGUCCAACAAUAUGGUUUUUGGCUAUCAUAUACUUCAUUUCAGGGGUGCCUGGAGCAUAUGUUUUGUGGUAUCGCCCUCUUUAUCGUGCUAUGAGGACUGAUAGUGCUCUGAAGUUUGGAUGGUUUUUCUUGUUUUACCUGCUCCAUAUUGCCUUUUGCAUCUUUGCUGCAGUUGCUCCUCCAAUUAUUUUCAAGGGCAAAUCUCUCACGGGUAUUUUGCCUGCAAUAGAUGUCUUGGGUGAUCAUGCUUUGGUUGGGAUAUUUUACUUCAUUGGAUUUGGACUGUUUUGCCUCGAGUCACUGCUCAGCGUCUGGGUUAUUCAGCAAGUAUACAUGUAUUUCCGGGGCAGUGGCAAGGCUGCAGAAAUGAAACACGAGGCUGCAAGAUCGACCAUGAUGGCAGCUCUGUAAUGCGUCGGCUUUGUGAUGAAGGUGGUACUUGGGAACUCAGAGGCGAUUUAUCCAAAUUCCUUUAAAUACCCAUUCCUUCGGCACUUUUCACAGCUUGACGUGUUUUGUAGUUAUUCUUGAUUUGUUUCAUUUCUUUUCAUCAGAGAGAAGUGUACUAAAACCAGAACAUUGAGAUAGUAGCUUGUUAGACCUACAGUUGUGCAGUCGGAGAGUGGCAUCUUUGAGUCUUUGAGUCCGAGCUUUGACAUAUUAUUUUUUCAUGUUGAUUCUAUAAAAGCGUUUUGUAUGUUUUUUUAUUA
Molecule: messenger RNA, 1563 nt
Organism: Morus notabilis
Lineage: Eukaryota; Viridiplantae; Streptophyta; Magnoliopsida; Rosales; Moraceae
Product: secretory carrier-associated membrane protein 1
Exons: 13
Coding region: 350-1264 (304 amino acids)
Biological process (GO): protein transport
Cellular component (GO): trans-Golgi network membrane; recycling endosome membrane
Source: RefSeq, a predicted model, not a curated record